CCAGUGGCCAACACCAUUGCGCAAGCGACAGAAGACAUGGGUAAAGGAACGGAUAAACUCUACAUCACCCAUUCUGAAUGGGCCUCCGAAGAUGCAUACUCAGCCAGCGCUGGCGCUGGAGUUUCUAGUUUGAAGAAAGGCGGCGCCACACAUGUCUCUUUCAAACGAUUACCAUUUAACUUCUGCUCGCUGUCGCUUCAACCAUUCAAUCACCCAGUUUGUACGGCGACAGGUACGACAUUUGAUUUGACGAAUAUCCUGCCAUGGCUGAAGAAACACGGUACCAACCCCGUUGACGGAAGUCCGCUUAAAAGUGCCGAUCUGAUUAAAUUGAAUUUUGCAAAGAACGAGGCGGGCGAAUAUGUCGAUCCGGUCACUUUCAAAGUUUUCACGGAUAACACGCACAUUGUCGCUUUGCGACCGUCGGGGAAUGUUUUUGCAUGGGAUACUGUAGAGAGAUUAAAUGUCAAAGCGAAGAUGUGGCGCGACUUGGUUACGGAUGAGGAAUUUGGUCGGAAGGAUAUCAUCACGUUGCAGGAUCCGCAAAACGUUGAAUCCAGAAAUCUCAGUUCAUUCAAAUACAUCCAAGAUGGCGAGAGCGGGUUAUCAGAUGAGCAGAUGCGCGAACGGAAUGACCCGGCAAAUAACGUGAAUUUGAAUGCGAUGGGCAGUUCUGCCAAAAUCCUCAAGGCGAAAGAGGCGGUUGCGCGGGCUCGUGCGGAGCGAGAAGGCCAACAGAUUAUGACUAAAGGUGGUGCUAAGGAUGCAAAAACACUAGCUACCAAGUCGAAAUCGACGACAAAAUCCCACCAGCCGACCAAAGCUGUCCCAUAUAACGCUGCUAGACAUACGACAGGUCUUGCAGCGGCAUCUUUCACCAGUACCGGAUUGACUCCCCACACUGCGGCCGAGCUGGCCACCCUCACAGACGAACAAUAUAUGCUGAAGCGAGGACGAGUUAAAGGCAAGGCUUACGCGCAAAUUUCAACGACAAUGGGCGACCUCAACCUGGAGCUGCACACGGAAUAUGCACCCAAGGCGGUUUGGAAUUUCAUCCAUCUCGCUAAAAAAGGAUACUAUAAAGAUGUCAUUUUCCACCGCAAUAUUAAAGGAUUUAUGAUCCAAGGAGGAGACCCUACCGGGACAGGGCGCGGUGGUGAGAGUAUCUGGGGCAAGAAUUUCGAUGACGAAUUCGACGGCCCUUUCAGACAUGAUGCUAGGGGUACUCUCAGCAUGGCAAAUAAAGGGAAAAAUACGAAUAGCAGUCAAUUUUUUAUUGCUUACCGGGCUCUACCACAUCUGAACAAUAAGCAUACCGUCUUUGGGCGCAUCAUUGAAGACCCAUCGCCCUCAUCAAGGACCCUCAAUGCCAUGGAAGUAGCGCCGGUCGACUCGACAAGCAACCGACCCACUACAGAUAUCCGCAUCAAAGAUGUAACCAUCUUCGUCGACCCUUUUGAAGAAUUUAUGAUUCAACAAAAACUACAAAGCACGGAAGGUAGCACCGCAGCCGAAACCCCCAGCAAGCAAGAAGCACCACAGGACGUCGACGAUGAUCAGGUGACAUGGACAGGUAAACGGGUGCGCGGUCUCCAUAGUUCAAAGACGUCUGGUACGGCGAAUGCUGGGGGCGUAGGCAAAUAUUUAAAAGCGGCAUUGGCUGAGCAAAACACGAGAAGGGGCACAACAGAUGAUGAGAUUGUCGAGUUUGUGGACGAUAAUGAGCCUGAACCAGUGGAGCAUACGCGGAAAAAGUUUAAGUCCAAAGGCGGGUUCGGGAAUUUCGAAGGGUGGUAGCCUGUGUGUGCAAUUAGGAUCAUUUUAUAGAUAAUAUCACAGAAUGUGAAGCCGCCAAGUAGUACCUAAUUUUAAAUCAAUGACUGAAGAACA
Talaromyces proteolyticus is the source of this 1890-nucleotide messenger RNA. RefSeq names its product putative peptidyl-prolyl cis-trans isomerase. NCBI's taxonomy places the organism in Eukaryota, Fungi, Ascomycota, Eurotiomycetes, Eurotiales, Trichocomaceae. The record is from RefSeq and is a predicted model, not a curated record. Gene Ontology annotation, cellular component: catalytic step 2 spliceosome. Gene Ontology annotation, biological process: protein polyubiquitination; protein folding; protein peptidyl-prolyl isomerization. The transcript is spliced from 4 exons. Gene Ontology annotation, molecular function: ubiquitin-ubiquitin ligase activity; peptidyl-prolyl cis-trans isomerase activity. The coding region runs from base 37 to 1797 and encodes 586 amino acids.